Corticium candelabrum is the source of this 1955-nucleotide messenger RNA. RefSeq names its product carbohydrate sulfotransferase 1-like. The record is from RefSeq and is a predicted model, not a curated record. NCBI's taxonomy places the organism in Eukaryota, Metazoa, Porifera, Homoscleromorpha, Homosclerophorida, Plakinidae. Bases 34 to 1710 code for a protein of 558 amino acids. The transcript has a single exon. Gene Ontology annotation, molecular function: N-acetylglucosamine 6-O-sulfotransferase activity. Gene Ontology annotation, biological process: N-acetylglucosamine metabolic process; sulfur compound metabolic process.
GCUGCAUCAGAAAAAGGCUGGUUGACCUGCAUCAUGCGAUGUCUGGGAUUUUAUUUUUCCCGACGUUUUGGUUUGUUGGCACUUUCUGUAUCUAUUCUUUUGUUUCUUGCUGGCUUCUACUUUCUCAGUACUAGUUCUAGUGGUGCAGCUCGACAACCAGUUGUUUCCUACCAUGCGUACGAUCGACUGCGAGGUUUACGUCGAAUGCACGACAGUGUCAAUGAAAGCGUAACCAAAACCCCACAGCAGACUAGAAGACAAUCAGAAUCAACAACUAGUAGUAAUUAUACAAGUAUUGAUUUCGAGCACGUCUGUCACGCAACUCUGUCGCAACUCUACCGAAAGUUGCACGUCUUGGAGGACAGACUAUGGGAGGAAAAUAUACGACAAGCAAGAUCUGCUAGAGAAAGAGGAAUAGUUGGCGAUUAUGAAAGGACGAAGCAGAUCAUUUCCAUUAAUCUCAAGAAAUGUCGAACUUCGUCAUCUGAUCAAGAGGAGCUCCGUGUUGUGCAGUCUGAUGUGCAGUCUGAUGUGGAGUCGAAGGCUGACGUUCAGAAAGCCAAAGUUGCUGUUUCUCAGUCUCAGCUCACUGCACUUGCCAUGAGGCGCGCUCGGAUUAUGCUGUGCAGCUUUUCACUUGUGGAUCAAAUGAAUAUGAAUAGUGUCCACAACAGUUUGUCUUCCAGACCCAAACGGGACUUAAUUAUUAUAGUUGCGAACAUGAGAACAGGUUCGUCAUUUUUUGGUCAAAUAUUUGAGAAAAGUGACGACGUACUUUAUUUCUAUGAGCCACUGAAGGGGAUAUCGAGGCUAGCAGUUAGUCAAAAUUUCAGCAAAAGUGAUACUCAAAAAUUGAACCUGGCAUUACUGAAGUCGAUAUCGACUUGUAAUUUUGAGACAAAACUUGGCCACCAGUUUCUGCAAGAUAUCAGUUUAUCGACAUAUUCAUCUAGAGCUAAUAGCCAUGUACUUGCAUCGCCACCUCUGUGUCCCAGCAACUGUCCAGAAAUGAAUCGAUGUCCUGUUAUUCAAAGCCACAUCUUCCAUCGAGUGUGCAUGUCAAAGCAAGCAACUGUGGUAAAGAGUAUUCGAAUUCCUGACAUCAUGUUGCUGAGAGAGCUAGUGAACAUUGAAACCGAAGGAAUCAUUUUAGGCCACGAGAAACCGGCUAAACUACAAGUUGCUCAUUUGGUACGAGAUCCUCGUGCUGUCCUUUUUUCGAGAAUGCGCAUAAGAGGACAGUUGGAAAAGGACUUUCUAGCAAUUCAUGGGAAUACAGCAAAGAUACCGAGUAGAGAUUUGUUGAUAGACUCAGAAGCCAGAUCUCUUUGCACAGAAAUGUGGACAAACUUACACUAUGCUGAUAGUCAUCCAAACUGGUUAAAAGACCGCUAUCAUAUUUUUAAAUUUGAAGACAUUGCUCUAAAACCUCAGUUAGCAGCAAAAAAGUUGUAUAAUCGUUAUGGUCUUCAGAUGAGCAAUUCUGUGCUGGAGUGGAUUGAACAGAACACGCAUGCGGCAACCAACAGAGGUAACCCGUUUGGGACAAACAGGGACUCGGAGUUGGUAGUGACAGCUUGGAAAACACUUCUGAGAGCUCCUAUAGGAAGACAUUAUAUCCAGAUCAUGCAGUCGAGAUGUCAGCAUGUCAUGAAAUUUUUGGGGUAUGAAUUGGAAAAUAAAGAACUGUUUAGAGCACAUGUCAACUAAAUAUGUAAAUAACUUUGUAGAGACACUGAGCAGAUAUUUUGUAGAAGCUAUGGAUAAACUUAAUAAAAACUGUCCAGUAAGUUGAGCAGGUAACAACCAUGAGAUCGAAAUGAGAGUGACUCUAGUCAAUAGCAGUCUAGUUCUAUGUCUGUUGUACUUUGUAGUCAAUCGUUUUCAGCUCUAUUGAAUUAUUCACAGACGUUUGUCCUCAGACAGGGUACAAUACACUGACUGGAUCAAUUUGA